Messenger RNA from Gekko japonicus, 1562 nucleotides. RefSeq names its product RAB9A, member RAS oncogene family (gene RAB9A). The transcript has 2 exons. Gene Ontology annotation, cellular component: lysosome; late endosome; phagocytic vesicle. Bases 241 to 846 code for a protein of 201 amino acids. NCBI's taxonomy places the organism in Eukaryota, Metazoa, Chordata, Lepidosauria, Squamata, Gekkonidae. The record is from RefSeq and is a predicted model, not a curated record. Gene Ontology annotation, biological process: Rab protein signal transduction; retrograde transport, endosome to Golgi. Gene Ontology annotation, molecular function: GTPase activity; GTP binding.
UCGAAACCCGGCGGGAGACUGGAGGAAGGCGCAGGUUCCCGUCUCUCCUGAUGUCACGUGAAAGUUAGGCUCCUCCCCCUUUAGCGCAGACUCCGCCAUGUUGUUUUUCCUCCAGAGUCUCCUGCGCUCUUCUCAGGCAGUGGCGGCCGCGGGAGUCUCCGACUCCAGUCUCUCCCCUCCCCCUUUUCCGCCGCUCUGUUUGGGAAGAACUGGAUAUCGAAAGGAUCUGUUCUUGAAAUAAUGGCAUCAAAAUCAUCACUCCUUAAAGUAAUCCUCCUAGGAGAUGGAGGAGUUGGGAAGAGCUCAAUUAUGAACAGAUAUGUCACAAACAAGUUUGAUACUCAGCUGUUCCACACAAUAGGUGUAGAGUUCUUGAAUAAAGAUCUGGAGGUGGAUGGACACUUUGUUACAAUGCAGAUAUGGGACACUGCUGGUCAAGAGCGUUUCAGGAGCUUGCGGACUCCUUUCUACAGAGGCUCUGACUGUUGUCUUCUUACUUUCAGUGUAGAUGACUCACAAAGCUUCCAAAAUCUGGGUAACUGGAAGAAGGAAUUUAUUUACUAUGCAGAUGUCAAAGAGCCGGAAACAUUUCCUUUUGUGAUAUUGGGAAACAAAGUUGAUAUAAAUGACAGGCAAGUAUCUAUGGAAGAAGCUCUAGUCUGGUGCAGGAACAACGGCAACCAUCCCUAUUUUGAAACCAGUGCAAAAGAUGCCACUAAUGUUGCAGCAGCUUUUGAAGAAGCUGUUCGAAGAGUUCUUGCCACCGAUGAUAGAUCAGACCAUUUGAUUCAGACAGAUACAAUAAAUCUUCAUCGGAAGCCCAAGUCUAGUUCAUCAUGCUGUUGACAACUUAAUUUUAUUUCUUGGCCAUAUUGUUCUAACUUAAUGGAUAAUAAUAGAUUAAAUAUGAUACAAUGGGUGCCACUCCAAUAUAUUGUAAUAUUCUACUUCUUUACUGGUAGAGGAGAGCUUCUGUUUAACAAGUGACCUAUUUGCUGAGUUAGCAGUGUCUGACAUCUGAGAAGGUACCACCUCAGAGCUCAUUUAAUUUAAAUGUGUAAUUUGCAAAGUAAAUAAAUUAUACUAAAACUUGAAAGUUCUAGAAGCACUACUUGGAAGGAGGUCUUGUUCUGAAAUUGAGAUGCAAAAAUUAAAUUUUUAUAUGUACAUAUAUAUUUUUAUGAAAUCAUCCAUGUUUGUGUCACUAAAACUUUUUCAUAAAGUAAUAAUAUUGGGUAUUACAUAUGUGGUCUUGUUUCACUUCUCAUCUUUAAUGUGAUUUUUUUUAGAAACAUUCUAAGUUAAAAUGAAUUUAAGGGCUUUUGCUGUUUGCCUGGUGUCACUUUACUGCUUGUAGAUUUUAAGUUAGGAAAUAAACCUGCAUACAUAGAUAUUGUCUGAAUGUGUAUUCCUCCCCCUUUUUGCUCACAAAUACUGACAGUGGUUGAGAAAUCUCUUAGCUGUCUGUGUGGAAGGCUGGGUGAUUUAAAACAAAAGCUAAGCUGCUGUCCUUUAGAAGCCCAAUUGAAAAGUUCUAGCAUUUUGGACAGGAAGAAGCAGUA